CCGGACGCUCUCUACCUCAGAGGUGCACGUUCUUUAUACCACAAACCGCUUCACAUUCACUGGAUUGCAUGAUGUCGACUAAAUUUGAUCCGAACAAUGCCCAAAACUUGGUUGAGAUCGAGAAACAAUUUGCUGUGAAAGCUGUGGAGCACGCUCAGACAUACUGGAACCUCCUUGAGAAGGUCCCACCAAAGGAGCUUCGUUUAACAAAACUUGAUGACGAGAUCUUCGAGCACACCAUGAAGGACUUUCCCGAGCUGGCCGAAGACAACUACGCGAAGCUCGUCAAGCUCGACGAGGAGUGGAUGAAGAGUCCGGAAGGCAAGGAGCGGUGGCGACAGUUCAUUCAGCAAUACGAGAAGAAAGUGAAGGACUACAACUUUGGGUCUCUGAUACGCACGGAUGCGAGAGAAGAGUACGGCGAAAAGAGCACUAUAUUCGUGACGAGAAUACAGUUCUAUGCGAUCGAAAUUGCACGCAAUAGGCUUGGUCUGAACAAUACUGCGCACGAGCUUGCAAAGGCGGAAGCAGAGAAGGAGCGCGAGAAGGCAGAGAAAGAGAAGACAGAGAAAGAGAAAGCAAAGGCGGAGAAGAAAGCAAGCGCAAAGCAGUCCUAGCGGAUCUCUCACGCAAGGUUCAGAUGAUCGAACAACUGAACGGACAACGGGACGAUGUGUCGCAUACUUUACAUCGAGGGAGGCUCUAUACCUAUCCACGGACAUUUUGUUUUCACUUCGGAGGCUGCGGUGGGAGCAUUUACCGACAAGGCUCGUCUAUAUAUGCCAACAAGUCGAAUCCAACGAAGGAUAACACUGCCUCAUGUAAACAUGUAGCAGGACAUUACCUGAGCACAUACAUGUGGCGGCCACAAAGAAAGAUCAGAUUUAACCGUUCGGUACGCCG
Messenger RNA from Laetiporus sulphureus 93-53, 903 nucleotides. Its product is annotated as DUF757-domain-containing protein. Lineage: Eukaryota; Fungi; Basidiomycota; Agaricomycetes; Polyporales; Laetiporaceae. The record is from RefSeq and is a predicted model, not a curated record. The transcript is spliced from 9 exons. Gene Ontology annotation, cellular component: cytoplasm. The coding region runs from base 69 to 617 and encodes 182 amino acids.